Messenger RNA from Populus nigra (black poplar), 1986 nucleotides. Its product is annotated as NAC domain-containing protein 78-like. Gene Ontology annotation, molecular function: DNA binding. NCBI's taxonomy places the organism in Eukaryota, Viridiplantae, Streptophyta, Magnoliopsida, Malpighiales, Salicaceae. Bases 151 to 1779 code for a protein of 542 amino acids. The record is from RefSeq and is a predicted model, not a curated record. Gene Ontology annotation, biological process: regulation of DNA-templated transcription. The transcript is spliced from 4 exons.
AGAUUCUGCAGCUAAGCUAUUUUAUGUUUGCCAUCUUUCUUUCUCAAACCAUAAUUAAGACAACAUAUAGGUACAGGAGUGAGUACGUACUACUACUUUGUUAUUGUUAUUAAUUUCUCAGAGAGUUGUGUACGUACGUUGACGAGGAGGAUGACUUCAGGGGAGGUGUCUCGAGAGACCCAGAUGUCCAUUGAAGCUACGUCUAUGUUUCCUGGCUUUAGGUUUUCACCAACAGAUGUAGAGUUGAUUUCUUAUUAUCUGAAAAGGAAGAUUGAGGGAGCUGAGAAAUGUGUUGAAGUUAUUUCUGAGAUUGAAAUUUGUAAACACGAGCCUUGGGAUUUGCCAGAGAAAUCUGUCAUCCAAUCGGAGAAUGAGUGGUUCUUCUUUUCGGCUCGUGGAAGAAAAUACCCGAAUGGGUCACAAAGUAAGAGGGCAACUGAACUUGGUUACUGGAAAGCAACUGGCAAGGAACGUAACGUGAAGUCAGGUUCUGAUGUGAUUGGUACCAAGAGGACUCUUGUGUUCCACGUAGGUCGUGCGCCGAAAGGGGAAAGAACAGAGUGGAUCAUGCAUGAAUAUUGUAUGCAAGGACAAUCCCAGGAUUCUUUAGUCGUUUGCCGCCUGCGGAAGAAUGCCGAGUUCCGUCUCAGUGAUACUUCAAACCAGGGUGAUGUAAAUGAAAGGCAUUUGUCAACCACGCAUAAUAGUAGUAAUGCCGUUUCUGAUGGUGGUAUUGAUCAGGGGGGGGUACCUGCAAGUGAGAAGGCUGCUGAAUGCUCGAAUAGCUAUGAAUCUUACUCUAUUGAGCAACUUUCUUCAGCGUCCGAAUCUGAACUGAAAUUAUCAAAUGAUGUUGCCUUGGCAGAGUCUUCCAGCCACCAGAAGGAUUCUGACAACUAUGAGGAUUUUUAUGCUGAUAUACUGAAGGAUGAUAUUAUUAAACUCGAUGAAACUCCUUUUUAUGCCUCUCCUGGGCUUCGUUCACUGGUUGCAAGCAACUCUCAGGCUGAAACAAGACCUGAACAACCAGUCGAAAUGUUUAUGUCGGGGGCACUUCCUUUAUCCUCAAUUUCUUCACAAGGAACUGAAAAUCAGCCAGUCGAGAUGUUUAUGUCGGAGGCACUUCCUUUACGCUCAGUUCCUUCGCAAGGAACAGAAAAUCAGCCUGUCGAGAUGUUUAUGUCGGAGGCACUUCGUUUAUCCUCAAUUUCUUUGCAAGGAACUGAAAAUCAGCCAGUCGAGAUGUUUAUGUCGGAGGCACUUCCUUUAUCCUCAAUUUCUUGGCAAGGAACUGAAAAUCAGCCAGUUGAGAUGUUUAUGUCGGGGGCACUUCCUUUACACUCAAUCCUAGGAACUGAAAAUCAGCCAGUUGAGAUGUUUAUGUCGGGGGCACUUCCUUCACCCUCAAUCCUAGGAACUGAAAAUCAGCCAGUUGAGAUGUUUAUGUCGGAGGCACUUCCUUCACCCUCAAUCCUAGGAACAGAAAAUCAGCCAGCCGAGAUAUUUAUGUCGGAGGCACUUCCUUCACCCUCAAAUUCUUCGCAAGGAACAGCAAACCGAAGAAUGAAGCUGAGGAGGCAAAUGCCUGGUAUGUCUCAAGCAGAGAUGCAUGUUAAUAAUGUAGGUGAGGAAGGUAAGUUGCCAUGCUCAAAGGAGCCUCCAAAAUGUGUGCUUAGUUUACUCUCUGCAAAGACGGGCAAGCUUCGACAUAUUUCUACAGUUUUUAUUAUCCUGACUUUACUGGUUGUGUUUGUGUACUUGUUGGGAGGCUUCAAGUAAGUCAAAAGGAUCAUACAUGCCACCAUGUACAGAACCUAGCUCCUGGCAUUAAAUGUACAAAUGUCAGAUUGGCAAGAUGUUUAUAUGUAAUUAAACAUAGCAAAUGAUUAGAGGAGAACUUAGCCAUCAAAACAAGAUAUGUAAUUAAUUCUUAGUUGCAUAAUAAUAAAGAAGCAUGCCUGGAUUUGAUUAAGGCAUGGAAUAAAA